GAAAAGGUUUAGCAGAGAUUAUAAAAAGAGAGACUAAUAAAAGAUUGAUUUUUAAUUUAAUUAUUAUUGAACCGUAUUCAAAACUAACGAUAAUCAUUUAAAUCUGUAUAAAAAGUUUUUUUUUUUUUAUAUGACAGUAAAUAGUAACUAUACUAUGAUUUAUUGUUACUAAUACUGCCAAAUGCCAAGCUGGAUUCUAACAAUAAAUCAUAGUAUAGUUUCUAUUCAAACACUCUUGUUUUGUCAAGUUGAACUGUAUAUUAAACUAUGCUUUGUUCGAUAAAAAAGUACUGGAACUAAUGAUAAUUUACACAAAUUGUUACUUUUCAACUCUAAUAAUCGAAUUUUGUUAUCUACUCAUUACGUAUUUAAGUGAACCACUUCUCUAAUGGAUAAAACUAAAAGAUAGAAGAGUAAAUAAUCAACAAAACACAUUAACUAACGAAGAGAUUACAACACAUACUAUCAUUAAGGAAAGAAGGAAGAGAAGACUCAUUUAAAUUUAAGCUAGUGGUCACUCUCUCCAGGCGCCGCUCUCUCUUUCCAUCUUUCAUUCUCUCUCUCUCUCUCUGAGAAUGGUCAGUCAAUUUCACCACUGAGAGCUCAAAAUCGCCUGAGCUUGACCUUACUCUCGCUCUAUCUCUCCCCCAAGAAAACACCUCCCAGUGUAGAUAAACAGAAGAAGAGAAUCCACGAUGGAAUCUGGAGAAUUUCCUGCAUGGCUUGAGGUUUUGUUAAAAGACAAGUUUUUCAACGCUUGUUUGGAUCAUGAAGAUGUUAAGAAGAACGAGAAGAACAUUUUAUGUAUCGAUUGUUGUCUUAGCAUCUGUCCUCACUGUCUCUCUUCACAUACCACUCAUCGUCUCCUUCAGAUAAGAAGAUACGUGUAUAGAGACGUUUUGAGGGUAGAAGAUGGCUCGAAGCUAAUGGAUUGCUCUUUAAUUCAGCCAUACAUAACGAACAGUUCAAAAGUUGUGUUCAUCAAUGAAAGACCUCAGUCUCGACAGUUUCGUGGUUCCGGUAACAUUUGCAUCACCUGCGACCGGAGUCUCCAGUCUCCUUACCUCUUCUGCUCUCUCUCCUGCAAGAUUAGUGACGUCAUAAUGAGACAAAGAGGACUCGCAGGGUUUCUCCGCGUCUGCAACGUUCUUGAUUUAACCGACGAAGUCACGACAACGACGCCGAGUUCCACUCUCGAACCAACCGGGUCGACCCGAACAACUUCCGAGUCAGCUGGUAACGGAGAAGACAUGUUCUGGUGUCAGGCGCUCGCUUGCACCGCCACUACUGAAAUCGUUAGGAAGAAAAGAAGCAGCUUGUCGACGACUUGCCGGAGAGUCACGGAGGUGGUUUCAACGACUGACACGGAAGCUCCGGUGAACUUUUUAAACCGACGGAAGAAUACGCCGCCGCAACGAGCUCCGCUCUAUUAACUCGUGACAUUUGGUGAAAUUUGGUUGGUCGAAGUUGGUAAGUAGAAUGAAUACACGUAAACUACUAUAGUCUAUAUUUUAUAUUGUUAAUCAAUAUCUCUAAAUAUCGAAUCGAAUUUUUAGGUUUUUAAGAAAAUGAAAUCAUGGAAUUAAAAUAGUUGAAAAGAUCUCUCCUGGUUUUGUCUGACUCUGAUAUCUGUACCGCGUAAUGAGAGAACUCUAUGUUAUUUAAUUCUAAACCAUUUAAAUACUUUUAGUAUAUUGAAACAUAUUCUCGUAUAA
Molecule: messenger RNA, 1715 nt
Organism: Arabidopsis lyrata subsp. lyrata
Lineage: Eukaryota; Viridiplantae; Streptophyta; Magnoliopsida; Brassicales; Brassicaceae
Exons: 5
Coding region: 696-1433 (245 amino acids)
Source: RefSeq, a predicted model, not a curated record